AUGUUCACAACACAGUCACGUAGUUCGGAAUCGGCUGCAAAGCGUCAAAGUGGUCGUAAUAUCAUAGAAGUUAGGGCACCCACGAAACAUUUACCAUUGCCUCAGGAAGAACGUCCCUAUCGUUGGUGUACCCUACCCUUGGAAGAUGAAGACUACCUUAAUAAAAUGUUACAUUUUGAGGUGAAAGAGGAUGAUGUUUAUGUGGUGACAUUUCCGAAAUGUGGUACAACAUGGAUACAGGAAGCCACUUGGGUAUUGGUGCAUGAUUUAGAUUAUGCUGCAGCCAAAAAGGAGCAAUUGAUGCGUCGGAGUCCAUAUAUGGAAAUUAAAGGUUUCUAUGGCGGUUUCCCCUUUGACACAAUAGAGGCUGCAAAACACAUACCCUCCCCCAGGGUCUUGAAAUCACAUUUGCCAGCCUGUCUAAUACCCCAUGAAAUAUGGUCGAAGAAGGCAAAGGUUGUCUAUUGCGCCCGCAAUCCCAAAGAUAUGGCCGUCUCCUUUUAUCAUUUCCACCGCGGUCUUGGCACCUGGGAGGGUACAAUCGAUGAAUUUGUUGAUGAUCUGAUCAAUGGCGACAUUAUGUAUUCACCGUAUUGGUAUCACGUCUGGGAUUUCUGGCAAAUGCGUAACGAAGAGAAUGUCUUCUUUGCCACCUAUGAAGAUAUGAAGAGAGAUCUGCGAAAGGUGUUAAUCGAUUUAAAUAAAUUCCUGGGGAAACCGGAUCUCAGCGAAGAACAACUGCAACAAUUGCAGGAGCAUUUAUCAUUUAAAAAUAUGAAGGAAAAUAGCUCAGCCAAUCCCACCGAAUUGAUUGUCAAUAGCCACGCCAGCAACAAGGUUAAGCCGGACUUUGAAUUCAUGCGUCGCGGCAUUGUGGGUUCCUACAAGGACGAAUUGUCUCCCGAAACCCAAGCCAAAUUGGAUGAAUGGAUUGCAGAACAUUUGAAGGAAUUUAAUAUUAGUCUGGAGGAGAUAUUUGGACAAAUUUAA
This is a messenger RNA of Musca vetustissima, 990 nucleotides long. RefSeq names its product sulfotransferase 1B1-like. Gene Ontology annotation, cellular component: cytoplasm. Lineage: Eukaryota; Metazoa; Arthropoda; Insecta; Diptera; Muscidae. Gene Ontology annotation, molecular function: sulfotransferase activity. The record is from RefSeq and is a predicted model, not a curated record. The transcript is spliced from 5 exons. Gene Ontology annotation, biological process: sulfation. Bases 1 to 990 code for a protein of 329 amino acids.